Ceutorhynchus assimilis (cabbage seed weevil) is the source of this 729-nucleotide messenger RNA. NCBI's taxonomy places the organism in Eukaryota, Metazoa, Arthropoda, Insecta, Coleoptera, Curculionidae. The record is from the annotation of a GenBank genome assembly.
AUGCCUCCCCCGGAUGGGGAGGGCGUGGAAGGGACGUUAAAUAAUGCCCUAAAUGACUCUGGUGGUAGUGACAAUACAAUGGAAAUACCCGAAAAUUACGGAAAUAAUGUUGCACCAACAAAACAACCAGAUAACGAUCAACCCAAAAAAAUGUUUAAUAUAUUUUCGGAUAAGUACAAUAUUAAAUUUAUUUACGUUAUGAUAGAAAGCACUGAGUCAGAAAACUUUGGUAGAAUACAUCCUUUAAAAGAUGCUAAUGACUUAUUAAGUAAUAGUGCCUUAAAAGCAGAAAAAUUGCGAGCCUUUAUUCCCAAUCAUAUACUCGAAUCCAAAGGUAUUAUAAGGGGUGUCGAUACAUUUUUUAGUGAAGAAUAUAUUUCAACUAAUAUUAAAUCAUCUUCUCGCUUAAUUAGUGUCAAACGUAUGGAAAAAAAUGUAACCGAUAAAGAUGGGCAGUCAAUAAAAGUCAAAAAACAAAUGGUUCUUUUAACCUUUGAAGAACCUAUGUUUCCCUUUACUUUUGGUCCCUCUACCGCCUUAGCACCGAAUACACUUAGUAAUCAAGAUAUUUUAGAAAAGGAAAAAAAUAAUCUUAUAAAUAGUAUAUCAGGUUAUGUAAUAAGUUUACUUGGAAAAAUUAAAACAAUAGAAGAUAUUAAAAAUAUUAAAUUAGAUAGCCUUAAAACAGAAAUGGUUGAACUUAUUGUAACUUCCACUUAUAACUCGUAA